This is a messenger RNA of Colius striatus (speckled mousebird), 1514 nucleotides long. It is a transcript of the gene MAJIN, whose product is annotated as membrane anchored junction protein. Gene Ontology annotation, cellular component: nuclear inner membrane. The record is from RefSeq and is a predicted model, not a curated record. Gene Ontology annotation, molecular function: DNA binding. The transcript is spliced from 10 exons. The coding region runs from base 1 to 897 and encodes 298 amino acids. Lineage: Eukaryota; Metazoa; Chordata; Aves; Coliiformes; Coliidae. Gene Ontology annotation, biological process: homologous chromosome pairing at meiosis; meiotic attachment of telomere to nuclear envelope.
AUGCCCUUGAGAGCAUUUACGUGUCCGUUGCCAGAAACCAGAUUUCUCCGUGCAGGAAAGCUGCUGUACAAAUGUCGAAUCCGGUACGGCAACUUCAGCAGUGCUCCCGGUCUGGACAACGCUGAAAGUACUGCCAGGGAGUUAGAGGAAGCAAUUCGAGUAAUUCUUGGAAAUCUCGAUGACUUGCAUCCAUUUUCUACAGAGCACUUCACUAUCUUUCCAUAUUUGAGUAAAUGGGAGAGAGUAUCAAAGCUGAGAUUCAAACAUAAGAAUGUCCAGCUUGUGCCGUAUCCCUACGUUUGCACCAUGUACGUAGAACUCAACUCAUUUCAGCAGAACCUGUCUCGUGGUAAGUCGCUCAAUGUUUGCCAUGUUUUGAAGGUGAAGAGAAGAAACGAAGGGUCAGAAAGCACUGCAGGGAAAGAAGUGGUGAAGAGGAGGAGAGUGGAAGUCAGAGCAGAGACCUCAUGUCCACAGUUGGGUAGGGCCAGAACUGGAGCCGAGUGUGUUCAGCCUGUGAGUAAAGCAAAGCAUGGAUUUCAAACGGUAAGCUACAGAACAUUCAGAAAGAGUAAACAGCAUCUGUUUAGUCAUGGAUUUUUGAGUGGCAAGCAUGAAAAUGCUACCAGAAGUCCUGCCAAGAGAAUGAGCCUGAGUCUAGUCCAGCUUCCCUUGCUGUGGGCUGUGGCCAAGCGAGUUUCUGUAAGGGAACCUGUGGGAUCUAACACGGAACAAGGAACAGCAGCUGGUCAGUCUGAGGGUGCAAAGCAGCUUCCUCAGCAAACAGAGCGAGUGGUAAACAAAGGAGCUGUGGAGUCAGAAGGAAGGAGUGUCUCCAGCUUCUGGAGAAGCGUGAUCCUUCGGCCACUGCAGAAUCUUUUGGGUGGGAAGAACUGAGCUGGAAGUACCAAUAGUUGUGCAAAGGUAAACUUGCAGCAUGAAUGUGGGGCUGUGUGGUUUCUGUUGCAAUUCAGCUUUUCACCUGGCUUGCCUCAGCUCUUAAAUGCUUCCAGUGAGCUUCUACUUUGCUCACACUUUGCAGUUCAUGUUCUGAAGGGGUUGGGUCUGAGGCUUUUCCUUCCCACCCUCCAGCUUUGGCAAAAACAGCAACAAGCUUUAAGGUUUGAUCCUCGUGUGUCAUAAUUUGGGAAUUUUACAUUUAAGAGUCAUUGUAUGAGCUUCUAGUAAAACAAACAUCAACUUGAAACUGCCUCUACCAGAAAACACUCUUUUCCUCCAGCUGGAGGUUUCUAGUGUCAGCUGGACUCCUGUGCUGCGCUUCACAGCACUAGAAAGGAGUGUUUUCUUCCCAGUGCUUUCUUGACUCUCGUAUAACAAACUGGGGAGUCAACUCCCUGCACUUGCACUGCUGUGUCAGUUUUCAGUAGAUCCAUGACCCACCUCUUCCCACCUUUCUUGGAGUGGUUCACUGUAGCAUAGCCAGCACGCUGCCUUCCUCCAGACAUGAGCUUCCUCCCAUCUGUACAGAGUUCAAAGUCAGAAAAAGGAGUGUC